This is a messenger RNA of Xyrauchen texanus (razorback sucker), 2225 nucleotides long. RefSeq names its product microfibril associated protein 5 (gene mfap5). Gene Ontology annotation, cellular component: microfibril. The coding region runs from base 120 to 494 and encodes 124 amino acids. Gene Ontology annotation, biological process: embryonic eye morphogenesis. The transcript is spliced from 7 exons. NCBI's taxonomy places the organism in Eukaryota, Metazoa, Chordata, Actinopteri, Cypriniformes, Catostomidae. The record is from RefSeq and is a predicted model, not a curated record.
UAGAGGGGAGGGAAGAGAGAGGGAGGGGAGAAGUAAAAAUACUAAAAGAUUGUGAAAAACACAAGGAGUAGCAGAGGACUCUAAAUUUCUCUGAUUGGACCCUGUGAAGACCCUGAAAAAUGGGCAGCUCUCCAGUCCCUGUGCUGCUAUGCUGCUGUUUCUUUGUACUUGUUGUUGCCUGGGCACAACAACCUGACACACAGAAUAUUGAAGAUACUUUGCCAUCAGACUGCAGAGAGGAAACAUAUCCCUGUACCAGGAUGUACUCUGUUCAUCGACCGAUAAAGAGAUGCAUCCAUUCACUGUGUCUCUACAGUCUUCCACGAGUCUAUGUGAUCAACAAGGAAAUCUGUGUGAGGACCGUGUGUCAGCAAGAUGAGCUCCUGAUGGCCGAACUCUGUAGAGAGAAAUCUGGGUGGCCGAAACGCCAAAAAAGGUCAAAUGGGAGAGGCUGUCGCCGUGGCAACCAAAAAACCUGGGCAAGCAGAGCCUAAUGUGAGAUGGAUGAAAAGUGCGGUGGGUGGGAAAGAGAGAGAAAAGGAGAGAGUUCGUGUUGAAACAAAUUCAACGAUAAAUCUGAAUUACAAAUCUCAAACUGUAACCGUAUUCUGUUCCUAAAACAAAUAUAAGCUGUGGUCAAGUGACUUCCACAAUCAUUACUGUUCAUAAAACUUAUACUUUGUCACUUUUUAACAUUUUAAUGCUUGUGCUUGGAGGCAAAAUAAGCUUGGAUGAAUGUCUAAGUGUUUUUAAAGAAUAUUAUAUAAAGCAUAUAUUUUAAUAGGAUCUUAAUUCCAUCACAGGUGGGAUGACAAUGCACAGUUCUGCUGCUGAAUGUUAAAGCUUAUUGUAUAACCACUAUGUUCUUUAUAUUCUCCUACUAAUAUAUAUAUAUAUAUAUAUGUAUGUAUGUGUGUGUGUGUGUGUGUGUGUGUGUGUGUGUGCCCACCAGCCACUGUAAGUAAAAUAUGAAAUUCACAAAAUAUUGUUAUAUUUUAAUUCUUAAAGUUCACUCUUUUUAUGAACAAAAACUAAUUUUGACUGGUAUGCUUUUGAUAAUCAUGCUUUAUAUGUUAAAAUGUCCUUGUACAUACAUCAUACACUUAUCAAGGAACUGACUUUACAAUCUCAGUGUAUGGCAGGAAUUCUUCACACGUAUUGUCACCCUGACCUUCAGCGUGUGACCAGUGAUUAAAGAAAUGCUUGCAAUGGCGAUGGUUCUCGUGCCGAGCCUGUGCUCGUAUAGCCACAAGACAUAAAUAAUAUGAGUGUAAACAUGAUUUUAGUCAGAUAAAAUAUCUUAUUAACCAUUUCUAUGUAAAGUUAUAGCCAAUUUUACAACUUUGUUGCAAUUUUGAUGUAAUGUCAACAAACACUAAAACCUUAAAAUGACUGUAAAAUGAGGAUUUAAACAACAUAACAGCUCAAAUAAUACAUGAGUUUUAACAGAACAGGUCAUGUAAUAGCUUUAAUAAAUUAAAAGUUUCACAUUUCCAAAAAACCCUCAAAACAUGGCCCCAUUGACUUCCAUUGUGUAACCUUGAUUUUUCCUUUUUUGUAAAGAAAAGGGAGAUGAGUAGAAAUUAAUUUUUGUGGUAAUCAACAUUACGCCACAAAUGCUGUCGAUUGCGCUUAACUUGUAUUGAACCUGGAACAUUCCGUAAGGCCGCUGAGCUCACGAGCACAUCAAUCCACAGUGUCGAUCACUCCAAGGCUCAUCAUCUCGUUGGAAGGAAUAUGACCAAAAAAAAAGGCUAACAAGAGAGAGAAAUAUACACAUGGCAGCAACAACAAUACAUCGCAGUACAACACACAGAGUAAUAUACACACUCACACAUACUGUAGCUCUAUAGAUAUACAUCACGGGAUAAGCUUAAUUAUUUUGCAUGAGCUUUUUAAUAUGGCUUAAAUUGCAAGUACUAGCCUAUAACCUCCUGAGACCCGAGCAUGACUGAUGUGUCAAUUUUAACUAGUGGCAACCAAUAAACAUGCAAUAAUAAUAAUAAUUCUAGAGCAAAUAGUUUUCCUAAAAAUGUAUGUCCACAUAUUUGGACAGCAGGACUAAGUUGUGAUUUUUUAUAAAUCACAUUUUUAUGUGUCCAGGGGGUGUUGGUUGUUUAUGUUUUUAAGACAUUACAGUUGAUUUUCUGUAAAGGUGCUUUGGAACAAUGUGUAUUGGGAAAACCACAAAUAAAAAAUUCUGAAAUAAAAAAUAUUUGACUUGA